Molecule: messenger RNA, 7208 nt
Organism: Mobula hypostoma (lesser devil ray)
Lineage: Eukaryota; Metazoa; Chordata; Chondrichthyes; Myliobatiformes; Myliobatidae
Gene: hyou1
Product: hypoxia up-regulated 1
Exons: 25
Coding region: 261-3281 (1006 amino acids)
Biological process (GO): negative regulation of hypoxia-induced intrinsic apoptotic signaling pathway; endoplasmic reticulum unfolded protein response
Cellular component (GO): endoplasmic reticulum chaperone complex
Molecular function (GO): ATP-dependent protein folding chaperone; ATP binding
Source: RefSeq, a predicted model, not a curated record
CCUGCGGGGUGGUGCUUGCGGGCUGAUCACGCCGGCGCUUCACGACCAGAAGCCGGUGUGAGGGAGUUAGAGCCGUGCGGAAAGAGGCUUGUUAUCCGGUAAUCGGUGAAACUGCCCGUGAGCCACAAGAGAGUAGCGGAUUGGCGCGAUCUAGAUCCGUCACUCAGGAGGCGGCAAGCCCGUCUGGAGGCUCACUGCCCGAGUACCGGUACCGUGCGGCCUGAGGCUCAGUCCCGGAUACCGGGUGAACCUUUUUAGCAAUGAACAGAAAGAUGGGGCUGCUGAUCUGGGCUUCACUUUGUUUCACACUUGCUCACCUGGCUUUGCAUGCAGAAUCGGUUGCAGUGAUGUCAGUUGAUUUGGGCAGUGAAUGGAUGAAAAUUGCCAUUGUGAAACCAGGGGUUCCCAUGGAGAUCGUAUUAAACAAGGAGUCCAGAAGGAAAACUCCAGUUGCUGUUUCUUUAAAAGAAAAUGAACGACUCUUUGGGGAUAGUGCAGUGGCAAUGUCAGCGAAGAACCCAAAGGUUGUAUUCCGCUACCUCCAGGAUCUUCUGGGAAAGCAGCUGGAAAACCCACAGGUCAAUCUAUACAAGAAGCGUUUUCCUGAACAUUGGCUGGUGGCAGCCGAGCAGCGAGAAACCGUUCUGUACAAAGUGUCUGAUGAAUUAUUUUAUUCCCCUGAGGAGUUAUUGGGGAUGGUUCUGAAUUACUCAAGAAGUUUGGCUCAAGAUUUUGCAGAGCAGCCCAUUAAGGACCUGGUGAUCACUGUGCCUGUAUAUUUUAACCAAGCAGAAAGGAGAGCAGUCUUGCAAGCUGCUCGGAUGGCAGGCCUCAAGGUCCUUCAACUCAUCAAUGAUAACACAGCUGUGGCCCUGAACUAUGGCGUUUUCCGGAGGAAGGAUAUUAAUGCCACAGCCCAGAAUGUGAUGUUUUACGAUAUGGGUUCAAGCAGCACCACUGCCACCAUUGUUACUUAUGUGACAAUGAAGACAAAGGAUUUGGGAACACAACCUCAGCUCCAAAUCAGAGGAAUUGGUUUUAACCGAAAUCUGGGUGGACUUGAAAUGGAAUUACGCCUGCGGGAUCACCUUGCUGAACUCUUCAACGCACAAAAAAAGACAUCCAAAGAUGUCCGUCAACACCCAAGAGCAAUGGCCAAACUGUGGAAAGAAGCAAAUCGUUUGAAAACAGUGCUGAGUGCAAAUAUUGAUCACGUGGCACAGAUUGAGGGACUUCUUGAUGACAUUGACUUCAAGGCUAAAGUAACAAGACAAAAGUUUGAGGAACUAUGUAGUGAUCUGUUUGAGAAAGUUGCAGACCCCGUACAUCAGGCUUUAAAAACAGCUGAGUUGCAAAUGGAAGAGAUUGAUCAUGUAAUUCUGGUGGGUGGAGCAACACGAGUUCCCAAGGUGCAGGAGGUUUUGCUAAAAGCUGUUGGAAAGAAGGAGUUGGGCAAGAAUAUAAAUGCUGAUGAGGCAGCAGCAAUGGGAGCAGUCUAUCAAGCUGCUGCUCUAAGCAAAGCCUUCAAGGUCAAACCCUUCCUCAUCCGUGAUGCAGCUCUUUAUCCUAUUCAGGUUGAAUUUACCCGGUCAAUUGAAGAAGAUGGUGUGAAAAGCAUUAAACACAACAAGCGUGUGCUAUUCCAGAGAAUGUCCCCGUAUCCGCAACGAAAAGUUAUCACCUUCAAUCGCUACACUGAUGACUUUGAGUUCUUUGUGAAUUAUGGGGAUGUAAAUUUCCUCAGUGAACAUGAUCUCAGCAUAUUUGGAUCUUUAAACUUGACUAAAGUUCAAUUGAGUGGAGUUGGUUCAAGCUUCCAGAAGCAUACGAAUGCUGAGUCUAAAGGUAUUAAAGCCCAUUUUAAUAUGGAUGAAAGUGGAAUACUGGCACUUGAUAGAGUAGAGGCUGUUUUUGAGACUCUGCAGGAUGGAGAACCAGAGGAAGAGUCAACCUUGACCAAACUUGGAAACACCAUUUCUAGUUUGUUUGGAGGUGGAAGCUCUGAAACAGAUGGGAAGGAGAAUCUGACAGAAUCUGUGCAGGAUGAAGAGGAGAUCACGAGUAAAAGUGAGAAAGAAGUUCCAGAGGAAAUAGAGAUUCCGGGUAAAGCAACACCCUCUGAACAGGAUAGCGGCGACCCAGAGAAGCAAGACAAGGAAAAAAACAAUGGGAGAAAACCAGAUGAGGUUGAAAAAGGAGAGAACAAAUCAGAAACUCCAAAUGUGCAAAUUAAUGCUGAGAAGGAGGAGGUGAAGGAUCUGGAAUUGAAUAAAACUGAGGAGGUUAAAAAGCCAAAAGGACCCAAAAGGGUGAAGAUUAGUGAGGAUGUGACUGUUAAUUUAGAAAUAAAGGACUUGCCUGAUUUGUCACAAGAGGAAAUGAGUCAGUCACAAAAGAAGCUUCAGGAUCUUACGGAUCGGGAUCUCCAGAAACAAGAGCAUGAAAAAGCAGCUAAUUCAUUAGAGGCUUUCAUCUUUGAAACACAGGACAAGCUGUAUCAGGAGGAAUAUCAGCUAGUCUCCACCCAAGAUGAACGUGACCAAAUCUCUGCCAAGCUUAGCGAGGCUUCCAACUGGUUGGAUGAGGAUGGAUAUACUGCCACCACUAAGGAACUGAAAACAAAGCUUUCUGAGCUACGCAAACUGUGCAAGGAGCUCUUCUUUAAAGUAGAAGAGAGGAGAAAGUGGCCAGAUCGCCUGGCUGCACUAGAUAGCAUGCUCAAUCACUCUACCAUCUUCCUGAAGGGAGCAAGACUCUUACCCGAAGAUGACCAGAUUUUCACAGAAGUGGAAUUAAACUCUCUGGAAAAGGUUAUCACAGAAACAACUACAUGGAAGAACACGACUGUAAAGGAGCAGAAUAAUCUGCCAUCUACAGAAAUGCCCAUCCUGCUUUCUAAAGACAUAGAAGCAAAGCUGGCUCUCCUGGACCGAGAAGUCAAAUACUUGCUUAACAAAGCCAAGUUUGCAAAACCUAAGCCCCGGAAAGAAAAGAACACCACAACACAAGAAGCGCAAAAUGCAACGCAGGAGGACAAGAAUGCAACAGCUACUGAUAGUGAUAAGAUUGUACCACCUGAGAAAAAAGCGGAGGAAGACACAGCAGCCGAUAAGGAAGAAGUAAAACCUGGCAAGGCUCCACCCACGGCAAGCCACGCUCAAGAAACCAAUUCUAAGGACAAGGAGACCACAUUACCUGACCCAAUAGAAAUAGAAUCUAGUGAAGAUACAGAGAAGAAACCAGAAAGCAAGUCAGACAAACAUCCUCCUGAUGAGUUGUAACCCCACCUGGGUCCUUCAGCAGCUCUAUUUAUAUUACAUUACUUUUUAUGUAAUGGACCACUUUGCCAUAAUUUAACAGACAAUGAAUUGUGAUUGGAGCAGAGGUGUACAUUUUUCUUUUAUAUAAAAAAAAGAACUGGAUUUCCCUGUGACAGACUUUGUUGGAGAGUUUUACUUGUAAUGCAGAAUGGAUGUUUGAUGUUCAAAGGGAUUUCAAAAUUACCUGAGUUAUUGGAAACUAGUGUGUAUCUUGUUCUUGUUAAUUUUGCCUCUUUUUCUCCUGCCUUUUUUUUUUAAUGGUUUUAACUGAACCUGUUGCACUGAAUAGAAUACGUUAAUUUUGCUUUAACUUGGAGUGGGAUGUGGGUUUGGUGUAAAACUGCAUAAUUAAAUCAAAAAGCCGCUUCCCUGGAAUCUAUUUUACUUGAUAACAUUUAAACAAAAAUGAAUGGCACCUCAAGCUGGCAAAAUCUGACAAUUUAAUGUAGGUGAGGAUAAUGGCAUUAUUUAAUACAGCUAUGCUUCUGUCAUUAUCUAACCCAUGGAUAGAGAGAAACAGUUUUUCUUGACACUUCAUAAACGGGCCUGAUCUUUACAGUAUUGUGUCCCAGGGUUCUUUCAGUGUGUCCCAUAUAAGCCAAUAGAAUAGAAUCAGAGCAGUAGUGCUGUCCUUUUCACCUUAUGCACCUGGCAAAUGAUAUGUUGAUAUCAAUGCAUUAACCCAGAAUUAUGCUAGGACAUUUGAUGUUUGCUGCAAUCUUGGUGGGUAAAGGGAGUAAGACUGGCUCAGCUUCACUAUUUGUUCUCAACCUUUGCGAAUUGUUACCCCCCCCCCCCACCCCCAGUGAUGUCCAGCAGGUCACCUGAAGUUACCAGUGUGUGAUUUAUUUUGUAAUACCAGUUUGACUCUGAGACAAAUCUCUCAACCUUAAUCGUUUAAAAUGAAGCCUGUUGCAACUACUUCCAGUAUGUGUCGCUAUGUAGGUUUAAAAAAAUACCCUGAAUUAUCUGCCUGGUUUGUUGUUCACUUCUAAUUUGUAUUGUAAAACAAGUUUGAAUAGUGUAAUCUAGUAAGGGUACUUGUAUGGAUCUGAUGUCAAGAAGCCCUGGGCUAAUGGUCAACAUCUGAAUUAUCUUUUUCUUAUAUUUUUAGAACUGCCAGUCUAAGUUGUGGAUUCACUGAAAGUCUGUUUUAUAGUACAUGUGGCAACCAAAAGAUUAUUGUUUUGCUGCUGGAGUGCUGCCUUUUGCCAGCUCUGAAUAGAUAUAAUAUGUUCCAUUAAGCUGCUGUUUUUGGUCAGUAACCUGUGUAUGUGUUUCUGUUUUGUGUUCAGAAAUUAAUAAUUUGGAGUUAUUUGGAGUCUACUUUGAGGUCUGGCAACUGUUGUUAAGACAGGGAAAAGUUCACUUCAGUAGUACCCUGUCCAUCACCUUUCCAUUACAGAAGUAUGUUGUUUUCUUCAACUGCAUCUAGUUUACUGAAGGAGAGUCACUGGAGGCUGGUCUCCUAUUGUCCAACCAACAGUGUUGAAACGUCUCCAAUUUUACUGUAACCCAGUUUCCUCCUCCAAAUUGAUGGCCUGAAACCUAAUCUCAUUAGAUGAGACUGGAUGACCACUAUAGUGGGUUUGGACUGUAAGGUUCAGUGCUUCAUCACUGUUGCAAGUUACAUUAUGGGUGGAUUUCUCUCAUGCACUUGGCAUUGAAUGCAUAAUUUCAAAAAUUAAAAAAAAUUGGCAGAUCUCUCUUGCACCAGUUGGUGCUGCCUUGAGGUGUAACCUGAAUGCUGGGGGUCAAAGUAAGUCGGGACCAGUUUGAGAAUCUGCUGGCUGCCGUUUCUGCAAUGAAUGUUCUAAAAACAGUUAGACUCACCAAGACACCUAAUGUGUUUAUCUGCACUGUUCCCUCUCUCAAUAAAAAGAAUUUUAUGAAUUUAUUAAUAGCUGGUUACACAUUGUACUUUCUGUUCAUAACCAAGCUGCGAGGAUACCUAUCAGUGAAAUUGUAUAAUACUCUGAACUUGGGUAGAGAUGUUUGUUAGUCUUUGCUGAACCCCUUGUUCUUCUGGUGUGAGUUCAUUAUCCUCCUGGACAUUUCUAACAGGAAAUCAUAUCUUCAGUUAUUUAAUCUAUAAGUCCAUACCCUGUACUUCACUGACACCAUACCAGCUGAUAGUUUGUUUCUCCGAUUUUAGGAUGUGUCACUUGUACACUGUCUGGCAGCUAAGGAGUCAUUUGGCAAAGUUGGAUCGAUCUUAGUUAAAAUUACUAAUUUUCAAACCCAUAUGAUUAUCUACCUUUAAAUAACCUUUUGCAUUAUGUUGAGUGUUUACUUGAACCACUUGUUCUGGGUUGGAUAUACACUUGCCAACUUGGAUUAAGUUAUAUUUCAAAUUAGGGUGAACUGAUCUAUUUUAUGAUAAUGAAUUCUUCUGUUUAAAAAAAACUCUAAUAUUACUAUAACUUUGCAGGGUUAUGACCUCUUCCUUUGAUAUUUUGCUUGCAAUUAUCUCUUAUACACGUGCAUUAAUCAACUGUAGUGGGUUAGGACCAUGACCCAACAGUGAACAAAGGGACUUGUUCAUGUCAACUUCAGUCUGGGUUAAACACAGCCCACCUUCCUAACCUACAGUACCCAAAACAAGACUCUCAUUGUUCUCCAUCAUUGGAAGUAAUGUAUUGCCUAUUUCUAUGCCCUUUCUUCUUGGCCUGGCUGAAGUUCAUCACAUCUUUGUGUGCUAUGGACUACUGCUUCCAUUAGAAGACUGAGAGAUGCAGAUGUUCUGUUUUAAGCUGUACGAGAAUGUAAAAUAGUUUGUAUUAAAGGGGAUUGUGGCUAUUUAGAACUAGCUCUACAACGCAAGAUGGGGAAAUGGGCAGAAUAGGAAUAUCAUCUGCCCAGUAUUGCAUAUUCCUUUGAAAGUAUAACAUUGCAACUCUGUGCCAAUUGAAAGAAUCAUCCUGUCCAUUAGGAAAACUUGAUGUUACUGAGAUGUUUUUUGACAGCUUGCUUUCCUGGUAUUCCUCAACUGUUGCUUAUAACGGCUUCAUUACUCUUCCCUUGAUUACCCAACUCCACAGAUCUGAUGCUAUGUGGAACAGUAUUACUGAUGUUUAGGUAGGAGGCAAUUGGGCCUUUCAGUUUUUAAGAACUUUUACUCAGUCCGUCUGUGGCUUUAUGGAGCAGGUGAUGCUAUCAGGUGUCCCAGAUGACUUAAAGGAAAAAGUGUUUUAAGGUUGGAGUUGAAUAAGAUGGCUGACAGAAUUUAUACUGUAUUUUUACUAGUAAUGUGCAGAGCAAUUUCAAUACAAACAACACACAAAAAAGUUCUUACAGUUAGUCCUGAGGAAGGGUCUCGGCCCAAAACAUCGACUCUUACUUAAAGAUGCUGCUUUUUUGUGUGUUGCUUGAAAUUCCAGCAUCUGCAGAUUUCUUCAUGUUGUGAAUUUCAAUACAAAGUUUGCCUAAAAUAUUUGAAACCUGAAAUUAUUGACCUUUUGUUUUCAUCUAGCCACAGUGGGAGUGAAGAAAUAGUUCAAUUUGCAAACGUACAUACAAAAUUUCAGUUGCAGUACAGGCCUCACUUUGAUCUGCCUGGGUCACUAGUUCAUCCAGUGGAGGUCUGGUAGCGCUUGGUAUGCAGAUUGUUAUGGCUUGGGGCAGUAUACACAUGUGUAUUUUUAAAUAGGUAAUAUGCAUCUGAAAAUUCUGGCAAUAAGAGCUUUGGUUUAAACUUGCAACUUGCAUAAACUUGUUUUAUUAUGUUAGUUUCUAAAGUUACUUGGUAAAAUGUUUCAACAGCUCAGGGCAAUUGCAUUACUGGACCUAAAAAGCUGGCUAAUAUUAUGCAAUUUGCAGGAAGCAUGCUGUACCAGUAGUUAUUGAUCUACAGUCUGAUAGUUGGUUACAAAUAAACUCUACUCAAGU